CAUGGCGUUUACGUAGUUGUCAUAUGCACUUUCACAGCGGUCACUGGUUUGUGUUCAAGUAUAUUAAGUUAAUGUGAAACAGCCGACCGUCAUCAGCAACACAUCAAAGGUUUUAUGAAGAUGUGUCAUGCUGGCUGUGAGUCUUAAAAGGACACUCUAAAUUAGUCUGAGUUUUGUUUCUAGCUUUUAUCAGUACUUUGCAAAUGAAUAUGCUUUGUCAUUAACAUUUCUUUUUGAAAGAAAGUGGAAUUGCAAUGGUACACUUUUAUCCCCUUCGAACAUUCAAGGCCACCCCUAGUUUAUGUAUUUAAUGUAGAGUCAAGAAUGAUUACGGAUAAGACAAACUACAUUUCAUGUAUGAAUAAUUAAACUCAUUGUUUGCUGCAAAGUAGUUGAUCAUGAUGAAAAACAUACAUUAGGAUCCUAUAGGCGGACAUGUUGCCCUCUGCAAGAUUUUUAUAAAUGCAGUUAAUUUGAAUAUAUUGAUAACAAAAUGUAACACCUUUCAAGUCAAAUCUGAAAAUGAACCUAAUGCUGUGAACACUUGUACGCACGUUUGGGUCUUUUUACAAUGAUGUUAUAGAGUAUCCACGUUUGUUUCACUGCUUUGGCAAUCAGUAAUUACUAAAGUAAUGAAGAGUAGAUAUUUCUCAGGAGUACCCUAAAAGUGAAUAAGAUGACCCCCCCCUCCCCAUUCGACACACUGUAUAAAACACAGGCGAUGUUGGAAAUCUGCCAGAGGAGCCUAGACCACCAAGAAAACAGACUACAGCAGAAUUUCCAAGAGUUGGACGAUAAUGAUUCGCUCGAGUGCUGUGCUGUCACUGGCUCUCUGCCUGUUGGCUUGUAUUCACUCUGGCAUAAACGCGUAUCCAGCCAAGCCUGCCAGUCCAAGAGAAGGCGCCCCACCUGAUGAGAUCGCCAAAUAUUAUUCUGCACUAAGACACUACAUCAAUCUCAUUACGAGACAGAGGUAUGGGAAACGUGACACCCCAGAAAGUGUGUUUUCAGAUGUGUUGGUGAGGGAGAGCACAGAGAGUAUUCCAGGAUCUAACUAUGCCAGGUAUGAUGGGCUGCCACUGUGGUGAUGCUGCUACAGCGGUCCUGUUCAGGCGGACUUUACCACAAAGCUGCUCCAUCCACAUGAAAUCAACUUGUACUGACUGCAUGGAAUAAAAAG
Eleginops maclovinus (Patagonian blennie) is the source of this 1180-nucleotide messenger RNA. Its product is annotated as peptide YY-like. The coding region runs from base 798 to 1088 and encodes 96 amino acids. Gene Ontology annotation, molecular function: neuropeptide hormone activity; neuropeptide Y receptor binding. Gene Ontology annotation, cellular component: extracellular region. The transcript has 4 exons. Gene Ontology annotation, biological process: feeding behavior; neuropeptide signaling pathway. NCBI's taxonomy places the organism in Eukaryota, Metazoa, Chordata, Actinopteri, Perciformes, Eleginopidae. The record is from RefSeq and is a predicted model, not a curated record.